Molecule: messenger RNA, 2575 nt
Organism: Telopea speciosissima
Lineage: Eukaryota; Viridiplantae; Streptophyta; Magnoliopsida; Proteales; Proteaceae
Exons: 3
Coding region: 62-2368 (768 amino acids)
Source: RefSeq, a predicted model, not a curated record
UUUUCUUCAUGUGCGUACUCACAGGAGACAGGACUUGCUCACUCUCAGCUUCUAUCUGCUUAUGGGGUUGGAUACAGAGCUGGAAUUUCAAAAGUAUCGCAGAGUAGGUAAGAGCCCUAGAAAUGUCCACCAUUCUCGUUGCUAUAGUUCAAAAGAUGAUGACAGAGAUGUGAAAGGAAAGCCCACAAGCAGUGGCUACCAAUUAAAGAUCAUAGAUCAGGAUUACACAGAAAUUAGUUUUGAUGACUCCCAGAAUUCCGUCUGUAAAAGGAUGCCAUCUGGACCAGCUGGGUUAGCAGGUAAUGAAGAGCUGAAGAGGGGUUCUAUAUAUCAGAGCUCAAAAGAAGUGAGGAAAAUGAAGAAAAUGGGAGAGUUUGAGAGAAGAAAGAUUGAAUUGUUGCGCAGUAGUGACACAUCUUUGUCCUUUCAGAUUGUCGACUCUCUAUCUCAGUCAAAUGAUUCAAGCACUUAUGAACAGCAGAAAAGAUCAUCAUCGAUGUCCGCAAUGACAGAUCUGGGCAAAACAUUGGAUGACAAGACCUACAUGGCACCAAAUUCUCCGGACUCCCUGGAUCUCUACUUCGGCCUUUUCCCCUCCCCAGGUAAUGUUGUGAGCAAGGAUGCCCCAUCAGAUAAUUUCUUUGAGAUCUGUCUAGACACGGAGGACAGGAAACACCAGUCUGCUGAGACAAUAGAUAAAGGUACGGUGGGAAAACUGAAUUUCAGGUGUGAUCGGAGUGUUGGUCAUUUAAACAGUAGUCAUUGUCUCUUGGAAAGAGAUAUGGUCCUUGCUCUGCACAAGUCCUCAUCAGAAAAGGUGGGAAUGUCCCAUUCACCCUUUUCGUCUGAUGGUCAUCACUCUAAAGGCAGCCCAAAGGUCCGGUUCAACCCCAUUAGAAGGAUGUUCGAUCCAAUCCUGAAGUCUAAAUCUCAACGGAGUCAACCAGUUUCAGUGGCAGAAUUUGGUGACAUAACAACUUUAGGGUUAGCAAGCAUUAGAAGGAAGAAGACAGUUUGCAAAUCUUUGUUGCAUGAUUUUUCAAACAGUGUACAGAAGGAAGAACCCGGGGCUCAUUUUGUCAAAAAUGAUAAGCACAGGUUGGAUGUGGCCUCAUCACCUGCUCACCUACAUGGGCUUCUUAAACUGGACUAUAAACAUGGAGUUCCAUUUCUGGAGUUCUCAUUGAAUAACCUAGAAGAUACCCUUGUAGCCAAAACAUGGAAAGGCCAUAAUGCUUUCAAUUGGGUGUAUACCUUCCACUCUCUGAACAAUAGAAGAAAGAGUGGUACCAGUGGAUGGAGUUCAAAAGAGAGACACAAAGAGGCCUCAAUGGUUGGUCAGAUGCAAGUUUCCUGUUACCUAUGUUCCACAAUGCAAAAUGCUGGAGCCUUUGAUAACUCUAUGGUGACAGAGUUUGUCUUGUAUGAUAUUGCACAUGCAAGGAAGAAUUUCGCUACACAAGGAAGUCCUGACUGUCAAGCAGACUCUAUUAAACCUCCCAAGGGUCCUUAUAGUGGUGACUCAGAUAAGGGCUUUUCUAUGGAUUUGAAUGAUGUCUUAGAUCCAGCGAAGCUCAAACAUCAAACUAGACAUGCUUCUGGCAAUGAUUAUUCAGAUGUUUCAACACCGUACCCGUGGGCUCCUGCUGAUUUGCUUCCAUACCUUGAAAUUGCAGCAGUUGUCAUUCAAGUUCCAUUUCAAAAAAGGGAAAGCCUUAAAGACGAGCAAGGUGAUUGUGGGAAGGCUUGUUCAAACUUAGUUGAUUUCUCUGUGGUUGAGCAGAGAAGGGAUGACACUACCCACAAUAUAAGUCCAGCAAAGGUGAAGGUUGUGACUUCAACUGGGACCCAUGGUUUGCCUAGUACUGAAGGCGGUAGGGGCCCUUCGCCAUUAUUGGAUCGAUGGAGGUCAGGUGGAGGCUGCAAUUGUGGUGGCUGGGACAUGGCCUGCCCCCUUGUUGUUUUUGGAAAUCCCAUUAUCCAAAAUGUAGGAGAUCAUCAUGUGGGAAGCCGACAGCCUUUGGAGCUCUUUGUUCAGGGAGGAAAAGAGAAGAUGCCCGCAUUGACCAUAAAUCUUAUUGAUGAGGGGCAGUAUUCAGUUGAUUUUCAUGCUCAGUUAUCCACUUUACAGGCAUUCUCAAUUUGUGUUGCUAUCUUGCAUAGUACUGCAGACUGUACUGCAGCUGAGCAAGAGAGGACCACACACAGGUUGCAAUGCAAUUCACUGAAGUUGCUGCUUGAGGAAGAAGUGAGAUUCUUGAUUGAAGCAGUUGCAGAGGAAGAGAAAAGGAAAGCGACAAAGAUAAUGGAAGAAACCCCACCAUCUUUUGUGAUCAACCCGCCCUUUUCUCCAAUUGCACGAGUGUAGAUAUAUGCUGAAUUGCUUGGUGUGUUGGCCAGACUGCUGGAGAAACCCAGCCCAAGUUAAGAGAUGUCGGAGUUGCUGCCCAUGUUGCAUGGACACUUCCAUCAAGGAGCCACCCGUGUAUCCGAUCACAUUCGAGUGCAGAUGCCAUCCAUGUGUCCGAUCACGCUCAAGCACAUCAUUCUGUACCAAGUUGCAUUGGUACCAUGA